UUACGCCAUGGAUGGAUGGGAAGGCGGCAGUUGGCUCGCGCGCGAGCUUCUCUCCCCACCACUCUCUCUCCCUCCCUCCCUCCUCUCUUCUCCACAACGGCCAAACCAAACCAGAACGACUCCACCCAGCAGUCUCUCUCCCUCUCCUCCUCUCUUCUCCUUUCUCUCUCAUCAACGGACCUCCUCCUGGGAGAAGCUGAAGAAGAAGACGAGGAGGAAUACAAGGGGCUGUCCAGAGGAUGGGGAUUUACUCAGCUGAAUUGGGGAUUUACUCAGCUGAUACUACCUCCAUCCAGUUCUCACGAGAAUUCUAAAUGCGGUCAGUCUCAACUACGAAUGGACCAACAUGAAACACAAGAGCAAAACGGCAGCUAUAAAGCGUCAGAGAUCGCCAGCCGCUUCAUUCAGGUCAUUGAUCCAAAGUCGCAGCACAUCGACACCGCGGCCCCUAUCGAUUCCGUCAAAGGCGCCGUGAGCAAAUUCGGAGGGAUUCUUGAUUGGAGAGAGAGACGCAAGCAAGUCCAGGAUGAGCUCGACAAGGUGCAGGAAGAUGUCACCGAGUACCAGAAGAUAUCACAUGAGGCAGAGGCCGGCAAAGCCCAAGCUCUGCAGGAACUGAGCAGCACCACGAGCGUGGUCGACGAGCUGAGGCUGAGCCUGGAGAAAGCGCAGACCGAGGAGGCGCAAGCUCUGCAGGAAACGGAGCUCGCCGAGCUGCACCUCCGGGAGUUGCAGCGGGAUGCCAGCGACAGCGCGGCGGCGAAGGCGGAGCUACACGCUGUCAGGGACCGCCGUGCCGCCGCGCUCGCUGACCUGCAGUCGGUGCGAGCGGAGCUGGAGUCACUGGAGAAGGAGCGCACGGCCGCCGCGGCCGAAGCGGGCGCGGUGAUGGGACGAGCGCGGGAGGCCGCUGCGGAGUCGCAGGAGGCUGGGAAGGCCAUCGAGGACCUCGCCGCUGAGCUCAUUGCGCUGAAAGGGGUGCUGGAAUCUUCACACGCUGCUCACGGCGAGGCGGAGGAGAAAAGAAUGAUACUGGCAUUGGAGUUGGAGCAAGACAAGUCGCAAUGGCAGAGCGAGCUGGAGGAAGCCGGGCAGGAGGCGAAGAAGCUGAGAGAUGAGUUAAUGGCGGCCAAUGAUCUCGAGUCGAAGGCGGCGGUGGCUUCUGAACUGUUGGCGAGCCUAAAAGCCGAGCUGUUCGCUUGCGCCGUAGAAGGAACACUGGGCGAGGAGGAGAAGCCGACGGUGAGCUCACAGGCGAUGCUGGAGAAGAUCAAGAAGGAGCUCGAGGACGUGAAGGCGAGCGUCGAGAGGGCCAACGACGAGGCCAAGUGCCUGCGCGUCGCCGCCGCCUCGAUGCGUGUUGACCUGGAGAGGGAGAAGGCGGAGCUCGCCGCGCUGCAGCGGAAGGAAGGGCUCUCGUCGGCGUCCAUCCCUUCCCUCGAGGAGGAGUUGAGCAGGGUGAUCUCCGAGCUCGCGGCGGCGGAGGCAGGAGCAAAGGAGGACAACGACGAGACCAAGAUGGCUGAACAGGUCGGCGAGGCACGGCGAGAAACCGAGCAAGCGAAGGCGAAGGCCCGGUCGGUUCGCGAUGAGGUUGCAAAGGCCAAGGAAGAGACGGGCGUGGCCAAGGCCGCCGUCGCCGCCAUGGAGGCGCGGCUGGAGGCUGUGAUGCGGGAGAUACUCGCCGCGAACACGUCGGAGGAGAUCGCCACGGCCUCGGCAAGCGCGCUGCUGCAAGAAAGCAAGACGUCAAGAAAGGCACAGAGCCAGGCCGUCGAAGGGGGCGUGACACUGACGGUGGAGGAGUACGAAGAGCUGAGCCGGAGGGCGCGGGAAACUGAGGAGGUCGCCGGCAAGCGGGUGAUCCAAGCGGUGAAGCUCAUCAAGGAAACCAAGGACGCGGAGGUGAGGAGCCUGGAGAAGCUAGCGCAGCUGGCGAAGCAGACCGAGCAGAGGCGGCAGGCGCUGCAGGCAGCGACGGUGGAGGCCGAGGAGGCGGAGUUCGGGAAGCUGUCGGCGGAGCGGGAGCUCAGGCAGCAGCGGCGCGCGGCCGGCGAGACCGACUCGCCCCGCACGGGCCUCGCCGCGAUCUCCGUGCUCGACGACCCGGGCGACAGCAACGGCCGCGGGAACCCGCAUAUACUCAGCCCGAGAGGGUACAUGCCUAGGGCCGACGUGAUGGGGCCGGCGGGGUCAGAGGCGGAGGCGAGACAGAGGAAGACCUUCUUCCCGCGGAUGGUCAUGUUCUUGGCGCGAAAGAGAGCUCAAUCUUGGAAGUGAAUCACGUGUGUCUUUUGCUUUUUGUACAUAGCGUGCUUGGAGCAGAUCAAAUGUGAUGAUACCUAUUGUGUAUUGAUCCCACAGGCACUUCAAAAAAAUUUGACUCCGAGUUUGUGAUGCUUGCUUGGAAAACA
Molecule: messenger RNA, 2414 nt
Organism: Phragmites australis (common reed)
Lineage: Eukaryota; Viridiplantae; Streptophyta; Magnoliopsida; Poales; Poaceae
Product: protein WEAK CHLOROPLAST MOVEMENT UNDER BLUE LIGHT 1-like
Exons: 3
Coding region: 16-2280 (754 amino acids)
Source: RefSeq, a predicted model, not a curated record